This is a messenger RNA of Apaloderma vittatum (bar-tailed trogon), 801 nucleotides long. RefSeq names its product mitogen-activated protein kinase kinase kinase 3-like. The transcript has 8 exons. The record is from RefSeq and is a predicted model, not a curated record. NCBI's taxonomy places the organism in Eukaryota, Metazoa, Chordata, Aves, Trogoniformes, Trogonidae. The annotation marks the transcript as partial. Gene Ontology annotation, molecular function: protein binding.
CAGCGAAAUAUCAGGAUCAAGUUUGAAUAUGAAGGAGAGAAAAGGAUUAUCCAGUUUCCAAGACCAGUCAAAUUCAAAGAAGUGGUGCAGAAGGUCACGGAUGCUUUUGGACAGACGAUGGACUUAGUCUGUGUGAACAAUGAGCUCCUGAUCCCACUGAAAUCCCAGGAAGAUUUGGACAAAGCGAUGGAACAGUUGGAGCUCAGCCCUUCCCUGAAGAGCCUGCGGAUCCUUGUGAGCGCUCCAAAGAAAGCGAAUCUCCUCCAGCCGAACAACAGUAAACAGCACGAAAUGAGGAUCUCCAGAUCCAUGGGUGAUAUCAUGGGAUCCCUGUACAAAGACUCCGAGAGGACGCGGAAGUAUUCAACGGGCUCUCUGCACACCGGCCGGAGCUCUCCACCCCCGGGCAGCGUUCCUGAAGAGCAGCAGCAGAUAGCUCGCCAAGGAUCCUAUACGAGCAUCAACAGCGAGGGCGAGUUCAUCCCCGAGACCAUGGAUCAGAACAUGCUUGAAGCUUUCAUCAGCCCUGAUGAGUCGCUGUCUGGGAGCUGCCAGUCUCUGGACAGAUCUGUGGACAGCCCUCCCUUUACCCAAACCCCCAUUCCUGGAAGGAAGAGCCAUCCCAAAGACAGUCUCGAUUGCAUGGAUUUCGACAUCCCGUUCUGCGAGAGGUUUGGGAAAGGUGGCACCUUCCCGAGGCAGUACCACCUCUCCCAAAGUCGCAAGGACUACAGUGACGGUAAGAAACUGAUGAAGGGUCGAGGAGGGUGGUGCUUGGUCCGGGGUCUCUAUGGCUUGUGA